Colletotrichum orchidophilum is the source of this 333-nucleotide messenger RNA. Its product is annotated as MGS207 protein. The coding region runs from base 1 to 333 and encodes 110 amino acids. Gene Ontology annotation, molecular function: oxidoreductase activity. The record is from RefSeq and is a predicted model, not a curated record. The transcript is spliced from 2 exons. Lineage: Eukaryota; Fungi; Ascomycota; Sordariomycetes; Glomerellales; Glomerellaceae.
AUGAGGAGAUCGCCCCAUCUAAAUGGAGGAAGCUCCUCGGGAAAAUGGCCAUAUACUGCAGCCUAUUCGGCCUUCUUCGACGACAAAGUUGCGAAGUGUAGGGACGACUGGAUGAAGGUGGUCGACGACCAUAUCUUUGCCAGAUCCCAACCGAUCAUUGAUGGGUUCUCUGGAGGACUCGGCUACCCUUUCAUCCAUCUCCCCUACGCCCUCGAAGUUGACGACAAGCAAGUCGCCACGGAAGCCUUGAGCAUGGGCUGCACCGAGUACGAUCCUACUCACGAGAUUCCGGAUCUCCCUCCACCGGACAACGAGCUGCUCACGCGUUUGUAA